UAAAUCCCCUCUUGGCUCUGGGUUCGUCGCACACCUGCCCCGGCCCGCGCAGCGCCAUGCCCGCCCGCCGCCUUUGCCCGCUCGCUGGCGUCCUCCUCCUCGGCCUCGGCCUCUUGCUGCUGGGCGUCCCCGAGGCCACGGGGGAAGGAAUGGAGAAACAAGGUGUGUGCCCCCCGCUGGAGGAGAACUCCAACUGCACGCAGAAGUGCCACUCGGAUGGAGACUGCGCAGACAACCUCAAGUGCUGCCCAGCUGGCUGUGCCAACGUGUGCCACCUGCCCAAUGAAAAACCAGGCUCCUGCCCACAAGUGGAUGGUGGUAUCCCCAAACUUGGGGUCUGCGAGGACCAGUGCAAGACGGACAGUGAGUGUCCUGGGAAUAUGAAAUGCUGCCGAAAUGGUUGUGGGAACGUGUCCUGUGCCACUCCUGCCUGAGCUCCAGCUGCCACAGUCGAAGGAGUGGGGGCUCCAGCACAGCAACCUCCCCUCUCCCUGGUUUUGCACACCCUCCUGGCACAACUUCCUCCUUUCCAACCAAUAAAGUGACCACUUACAGCACA
Molecule: messenger RNA, 559 nt
Organism: Suncus etruscus (white-toothed pygmy shrew)
Lineage: Eukaryota; Metazoa; Chordata; Mammalia; Eulipotyphla; Soricidae
Gene: WFDC2
Product: WAP four-disulfide core domain 2
Exons: 4
Coding region: 57-434 (125 amino acids)
Biological process (GO): antibacterial humoral response; innate immune response
Cellular component (GO): extracellular region
Molecular function (GO): peptidase inhibitor activity
Source: RefSeq, a predicted model, not a curated record